Molecule: messenger RNA, 213 nt
Organism: Dovyalis caffra
Lineage: Eukaryota; Viridiplantae; Streptophyta; Magnoliopsida; Malpighiales; Salicaceae
Source: the annotation of a GenBank genome assembly
AUGCCGUCCCUUAAGCAUUGUGUUCCACGAGUUACCAAGACAAAAUGUGCUACACGAGUUAUCCAGAAAAGGGAUUGGGAAAUCAGGAACCUCAAAUUAAAAUCGGUUGUAAUUAUUCUAAUUUUUGAAGUUGAUGUGAGAACACACGUCAUUGAAAAAUCAUUCGUUGCUAGUGAUAAAAUGAUAAAAUCUGCAAUAUUGUUUAACGCUUGA